CGCCCGGGCGCCCGCGGUUUGAAAGACCGCGCGGCGGCGGACGGGAAACCGCGGGCGGGCCGGGUGCCGUGGCCGCGCUCUUGGCGUCCUCUUCGCGGCGGUCUGGGAUGGCGGAGGCCUUGAAUCAUUUUAAAAAAGACUACAGAACAAGAUUCUGCCAUGGAGGAGGAACUAAGAUUGAUGUACAGCCAGGUCAAAAUGUACUGAAAGUCAUACAGGAUUGUUUCGAAAGUUGUGGUAGCAAUCUUACAAUAAAUUCUCCAUGUGCGAGUCCCCGUUGCUCAACUCCUAUUGUCAGAAGAGAGAAGAGGACUUCAAUACAGAGACAAAGGCCAGAGGCAGGGUUAACUAACUCUGUGAAAAGAGCCUGUAAUUCCGCAGAGUCCUUACCUGCAUCACCACUAAAACCAGUCAGCAGCAGAGGACGGUCACAUGAAUCACCCCUGAAGCCUGCAAUACAUGAUUAUGUAGCUGAUGCUAAUAAACCACAGACUCCUGUAUCUAAAAGACAAACAAAUAAUAUAUUAAAAGAUGUUGAAGCACUAUGCAAAAGUCCUGCCAUGUCUUUGGACCCUGAGGAUGAUCAUGGGUUUCUUGGAUCACCUCUUCUUGUGGAGGAAGCGAAAAGUUCUCCGGUACAUAUAUUACAUUUUGAUGACCAAGAUACUCCUGCUGGAGUGAAGAGCCCCGUGGAAGUUGAAAAUUGGGAAAGACCUCAGACUGGGAGAGAUGAGCAGGUUGUUGCACAAGCUGCUACGUCUUCUGUACAGAAAGAGAAGGCUUUCUCUUCAGUUGUCUUGGCAGCUUUAACAACAGGAACGCUUGGAAAAAGGUAUUCAGCCUCAAUAUCACCACCAUCACCUCCUACUGUGCAAGAUGAAGAUAUAGAAAUAGAAAAUGAAUGUGAAUUUCUAAUUGAUGAAUCAGAUGUUGUAUCUUCUAAUUCUUGGCUUUCAAUACCCCUUAAGAACAAAAAAUCAAAAAAAGAUGUCUCUGCAACUCCUGUGUCUAAAUCUCAGACCUCUGAAAAGGAGAAGACGGAGAGUAAGAAGGGCAAGAACACAAAAGCAAAGGUUGAAGCACUUACUAAACAGAAAACAGAUGAUUUGGAUGUCAAAGUACCUGACUUCAAAGAAACGUCAGAAUCAGAUCCAUUCUCUAACAGUAAAGGAAAGGUCCUUAAAUCUCAAAUCAAAAACAGUACUCGUAUGGGAAAGACUAAAAAGGAUGCACUUAGACAAGGCUCUCCAAAACAGAAAAAGGACACGUCCUGGAAACCAGAAGCUAAAGAACUGAUGUUGUCAUGUUCUGGAUUGGAAACAAAAGCAUCUGAUGCUGACCAAUGUAAAACAAAGGUCGUGACAAAUGAGGAUUCACCUAUGUCCUCAGCUGAGCAGCAGCAAGAGAGGACUGUGUCUCCAAAAAAGAAUCUCAAGUCUUCCAAGCAGUUGGCUUCAAAAGGUUCUCAGCGUUUAGUUGAUAAGAAACGAACUGCUAAGCAGAAACUUACAAAAGAUACAGCAGCUAAGAGAUUGGCAGAAAAUCCAAAGAAGCAGUUUAAAAAAUCUGGUAAGAAAAAUAGUAAUAAAAAGCCUCGGUUACAGAGAGAGGAGAGUUCUGAUGGUGAACCAGGUGAAGAAGAGCUUGAAAGAGAGCCUGUAAAAUUGAAUGAAGUGUUUACCUCACCCCAGCAUCAGGAAUUACAGACUUCUGUGAUUCAGGAGUUGGCUAAGUCUGAAAAGCCUAAAAAUGUAUUGGACGCAUUGGAGUCACUUGGUGGUGCAAAUUACAAAACUGCUGUAGAAGUGCUACAGCAUCUCAUGGACGUUGUGAAGAAUUCUGAAAAGAAACGUUUGUCAGCUAAGUCUUCAGGGAAGAUACCCAAAACAAUUUGUCACAGAACCAGUAAAGGUGUUUGCUCAAGCCCUGAGGACACCGAGUCUCAAGGGGAUUCUGACAGCUCUUCUGUAGAGGACAUGGCAAUAAAAAAACAGAAGUUAUCAGAUGUGAAAAUAAAAAAUAAUAUAAGAAAACAUAACACGCAACAUGGACUACAGAAGCGCUUUGCAGUGGAGAAGGGUAUGAGUCAUGAAAGUGGGCCUGUUUUAGAACGUCGUGAUAACUUCACUUCCAGUAGUAAGUUUUGUGAACAGGAUAAUACAUCUUCAGAUAGUUCUGAGGACGUCAAUCGUCAAGUAAGAGCUCUGUUGUCAGACAACACAGCAAGGCAUAAAAUAGUAAUGCCUUCCAACACACCUAAUGUUCGUCGGACAAAAAGGAUACGACUAAGACCUCUGGAAUAUUGGCGAGGCGAGCGUGUAACCUAUGCGAUGAAUCCUUCAGGAGAGCUUGUGAUUAGUGGAAUAGCAUGUCCAGAAACAGAACCUCACAGGAAGAUUAAAGAGCGGAAGGGUGUCCACAAGCAGAAAAGAGAUGAUACAAGAAGUGAGAUACCUGCAAAUUUGUAUCACUCCCUAGCUGAUACUUCUAAGCCAACCGUUGUAGUGGACCCAGUAACAAAUAAGGAAGUACUUCUGGAAUGUGUUAACACUGAAAGCAAUCUCCCAUGCUUCUUCAAAGAUGAAGCGGUAGAAAUAUAUAAAAAUUUGAAUACACCUGCUUUUGCCACUGGUAGAUUGAUUUUGAAACCACUUAAAGAAAAGGGACACCAGCAUGUCUACAUGGAUACAAUAGCUUUCCACGUUAUCUACGGCAAAAUUAUUCUCACCUUACAUAAGACAUCAUAUUAUCUGACUACGGGUCACUACUUCUACGUUCCAGCAGGAAAUGAAUAUAACAUACGUAAUCUUCUGAAUGAAGAAAGUGUUCUUCUUUUCACACAACUCAAAAGUGAUGGGUGAAGAACUUUCUGCAGAGAAGUUUGCUGAAACUUUUCAAGCUUUUACCAAAAGCAAGAAGCAUGUUGUUGGAGACCUCUUCCCCAUAACUUUGCCUGCAAAUUGAAGAUCACCUAAUGCAAAGGAGUGCUACGGAAUACUGUACCUACCAUCCAACUGGAAACACACCCCAUCUUUGGGGGCACAUUGUUUCAUCGAUCUUAAAAGAUGUUUCUCUAAUGCAAAUUGUAAA
Chroicocephalus ridibundus (black-headed gull) is the source of this 3090-nucleotide messenger RNA. RefSeq names its product centromere protein C (gene CENPC). Lineage: Eukaryota; Metazoa; Chordata; Aves; Charadriiformes; Laridae. The transcript has 19 exons. Gene Ontology annotation, molecular function: centromeric DNA binding. Gene Ontology annotation, cellular component: kinetochore. Gene Ontology annotation, biological process: spindle attachment to meiosis I kinetochore; attachment of mitotic spindle microtubules to kinetochore; kinetochore assembly. Bases 108 to 2861 code for a protein of 917 amino acids. The record is from RefSeq and is a predicted model, not a curated record.